UGGUACAAGGCUGUUGUGAAUAGCCUUGUACCAUGUGACAUCUGUGAUCAUUCACAGAUUGCACACAUAGUAAGCAAUGAUGUCAGAACUGACAUCUUACUUAAUACUCUGCAUGUGAUCACUGAUUGGCCAAUCAGUGAUCACAUGAUCGGGACCUCACACAGAGGUCCCGUAUGACGAUCGGUGUUCCACUGUGUCCGGAGGAGCGCGCACAAGCAGGGGGCGGGGAGGCCUCACGAGUUUGGUGAGAAGGGCUGGGGUCUGACGCCGCGAUCGUCACACCACCGUCCGGCCAUUUAUAUACAACGGCCGGAAAGGAGGUGGUUAAAG
Messenger RNA from Staurois parvus, 330 nucleotides. Lineage: Eukaryota; Metazoa; Chordata; Amphibia; Anura; Ranidae. The record is from the annotation of a GenBank genome assembly.